UGAUAGGGAGGUCCGAUCGAAAAGAUGUCGGUUAAUUACACGGCUGAAUAGAUAAAAAUAUAAAAAAAUAUUAUUAACAUAUGUGUAAUCGUUGAAAUGUGACAUAUUUUAUUAAUAGUGAGUUUAUCCAAGUAAAUGAAAGACACGUGUUAAUUUAUUAAAUUUCACGUGAUAUUAAUGUUAACGUAUUCAUCGUUCGUAGCAUCGUUUGUUAAUACGACGUUUCUAGAAUUACAUAAAAGAUUAGUAUUUAUAAAAAUAAAGUGUAAUUAAAAUUAAAAUCCAAUAUGACCGAUCUCAGUUUUUUAAAUAUUGAGUUUAAUCAAUUAUCUGUAGGCGUGAGUUAUUACAGAGUUGUAUCGAGUCAUUUGUUUCAUUAAAAACUUCCUUUAAAAAUGUUUCGCAUCAUAACUCUCAUGGGAUAGCUGAACUUCAUUUUGACAUCUCAAGAAUUAGAGAUGAUUGGUCGACGUUGUGCUCUACUCGCCCUGGGCGCACUUUUGAUUCUUGUGAUAACCGUAAACAUUUAUUUCAUUCGCAUAAUAGUAGAGAAUUCAUCGCAAAAGUCACAAUUCAAAAAUUUACCCCUGGUAGAGGAAAAUUAUCUUCAAGGGCCAUCGUCGUCUUUACGAAAAAAUGAAAAUGGCAAAGGUUCACAGAAGUCCGAAGAUAUUCAUGCAAAAAUUAAGGAAGAGAUACAAAUGUUAUCUUCGAAAUAUUUUAAACAAAAUACGAGUUAUUUGAUAGUCCUCGAACGGUUAUUGUCUGAAUUGAAAAUUAUGGACAAUGUUGUAUACGAAGACAUAUGGAGUAUUCCUAAUAACAAUUGGCCUGAUGCUCACCAGUUAAUUCCACCAUCGGCUCCAGAAUUAGGGACUAUACUUAAUGCUUUGAGGAAAGCGAAAAUAAAACAUGCAGACAAUGCUGUCCUUGGUACACAAUUGAAACUUAUGCUGACGUUGGAGAAUGGGGCAAAAGCUGUGUUUAAACCACAAUGGUAUUCUAGAGAUACAGUUAUUCAUGGACCCGUUUAUUAUGGAAAAGAUCGUCAUAACGCAGAAAUCGUAGCAUUUCAUUUGUCUUCACUACUUGCCUUACGAAGAGUGCCCCUUGCUGUUAUUCGAAAACUUGAUCUUACCAAUGAGAUUCGUAAGCAUGCAACACCAGAAUUACAUGCUACUAUGUAUCAGGAGGGUAAUGAUACAUGUUUGUAUGGUGUUUGCCAUUACUGUUCUUCGAACGAUCCAGUUUGUGGGACUGGUAAUAUCUUAGAAGGUGCAUUAAUAUUCUGGUUACCACGUUACUUGCAUCUUGUUAAACAUCGACAUCCAUGGCAAAGAACAUAUAAGAAAAAAAAAUUGGCUAUAUGGGAAACGGAUGAUGCUUAUUGCGAGAAGGUCAAAGAAUCCAAAGCAUAUUCACCACAAUUUUCAAGUAGGCUAUUGGAUUUGAUAGAUACUGCAGUUUUUGAUUUCUUGAUGGAUAAUGGUGAUCGACAUCACUAUGAAUUAGCACAAAAUAAUUUUCAUAAUCCUGCUGUAUUAUUAAUAGAUAAUGGGAAGAGUCUUGGUAAUCCUGAUAUUGAUCAUCUUGACAUUUUAGCACCUCUUUAUCAAUGUUGCAUGAUACAUAAAACUACAUGGGAUCGUUUAAAAAUGUUCAGUGGUGGUACAUUAAGCUUGUCAUUGGAAAAGCUUAUUGCUCGCGAGACAAUAAUGGCCGAUGUUCUUCCGCUUAUUUCAGAUGCACAUCUUACCGCUAUGGAUAGAAGGCUUCUUAUCAUUUAUGGCGUCGUUGAAUACUGUAUAAAGAAAAGGAAAUAUGUUUCUAAUGUGAUUCUAGAUCAUCGGUAAUAUAAAGCAAGAAAUAAGAUAUUUUAUAGAUUAUCGUUUUUAAUUUGAAAUAGUAGAAAAAUCUUGCUAUAGCUAUGCAUAAUAAAUUUGAUAUUAUAUAUAUAUAUACACACAUAUAUAUAUAUGCAUAUAUGUUGUAUUUUUUAUAUGUUAUAUUUUUUAUAUAGUAACAUUGAACAUAUUUAAAAUCGACGAUGAAAUAAUUUAGUUUUGGUCGAUGAUUGAGUAAUGUCUAAGAAGGCGUAAAAUCAUUUAAUGCUACAGAUCGUUAGAGUUUAAUGUGGUUUAUUUUAUGUCACAAUAAUUACCAUUAUUUGGAUAAAUUUUGGAUGUAGCGCCGUACAGCGUAUAAAUACGGUACAAACGUAAAAAACCUGUUAAUACGAUUGUAUAAUCGUUAACAUACUUUAAAGUUCGUGUCACAGAUUGGGAUCUGAGAAUGUUUUCUCAGCUCGAUAACAUGUACAAUAUGUAUAUAGCGAAUGUAGCUCGUGGUACUUGUCGGGGCUUAACAGUAAAGAGAAACUUGUGGGAGUGAAAGAGAAACUACAAAUUUAGUGUAAUGUUGCAGUAUGAUUACUUUUCUUUCUGUUCACCACAAGAGAUCUCUGUAAAAGCUUAUGAUA
This is a messenger RNA of Polistes canadensis, 2479 nucleotides long. RefSeq names its product glycosaminoglycan xylosylkinase. NCBI's taxonomy places the organism in Eukaryota, Metazoa, Arthropoda, Insecta, Hymenoptera, Vespidae. Gene Ontology annotation, biological process: protein phosphorylation. Gene Ontology annotation, molecular function: phosphotransferase activity, alcohol group as acceptor. The record is from RefSeq and is a predicted model, not a curated record. The coding region runs from base 459 to 1853 and encodes 464 amino acids. Gene Ontology annotation, cellular component: Golgi apparatus. The transcript is spliced from 6 exons.